Messenger RNA from Paramecium tetraurelia, 1620 nucleotides. RefSeq lists its product as uncharacterized. NCBI's taxonomy places the organism in Eukaryota, Ciliophora, Oligohymenophorea, Peniculida, Parameciidae. Gene Ontology annotation, biological process: endosomal transport; vacuole fusion, non-autophagic; intracellular protein transport. Gene Ontology annotation, cellular component: cytoplasm; lysosomal membrane; endosome. Gene Ontology annotation, molecular function: actin binding. The transcript is spliced from 4 exons. The record is from RefSeq and is a predicted model, not a curated record.
AUGGUUUAAGAGUGUUAACACAAAAAAAAGAAUGAAAUUUUAAGGAAAUUGCCUGAUUCGUAUAUUAAUGUAUUUGAACAACUCUCUGUUAAACCAGGGGCUUAAUUGUAUUGCGCUUAUGAGUCUUUUGAACAAAAGAAUCCUAUUGAGGAUGAUGAAUUGAGAAAUAGUAAAAGUCUGUUGAGCGAGGCAGUAAGUGAUUGUGUAAGAUGUGCAUAAUUUGAAAUAAACCCUGAAUAUUAGAUAAAAUUAUUAAAGUCAGGAAAUUACGGCAAGAUCUUUUUGGGAACUCAAAAUUUAGACCCGAAUAUAUUUAAUGAAACAGCUAGAUAUUUGAGAGUCGUUAAUUCCUUGAGAAGAGGUGGAGGAGUGGGAGGAAGAGUGGUAACAUAUGAAUAAGUAUUGCAAUUGAUUAAGAUUCCAGAUAUUAUGAUAGGGUUGCUAUUAAGAUAUAAUUUACAUUAUCUAGCUGUUGAAGUUUCUAAUUUUCUUAAAUUUUAAAUCAAAUAAAGGGCCUCUAUUUAUACACAUUGGGCGUGUCGCAAAGUUGAAGUUCAAGAAGACGAUGAUGUCCUAUGUGAAAUAAUUAAGGAGAAAAUAAAAGAAGAAAGAGGAGUCUCAUUCACUUAGAUUGCAUAGAAAUCAAUUGAAAUAGGAAAAUAAUAAUUGGCUUUAAAACUAUUGGAUAACGAGUAGAGUCUAUCUAAACGAAUUCCAGUUUUGAUUUGGAUGGCCAAUUUCCAAUCAGCUAAUAAUAAUAACUCUUAUUAUGAAAAAGCAUUAGCUGAUGCAAUUAUAUCAAAAGAUUCCAAUCUACUAUAUUUUGUGAUAAUGAAAUUCUUAAAAACUGAAAUGAAUGAGACUUAUAAAUUUAGCACUCUCGUCAGACAAGAUCCAGUCUCAUAAGCAUUAAAUUUUGAUGAUAAAUAUUUGUAAAAAUAUUUACAAUAUUACAAGAAAUUUGAUGAAUGUGGCUUAUUAGCAAUCAACUAAGCUUAUCAACAAAACAAUUUAGAUGAGAAAAUCAAAUUCUUAGAUCAAGCUUUAAAGUACUUUGCAGAUGACGAAACCGACUAAUUUUAUAAGAGAAUCAUAGCUGAAUAAAUCAUAAUACUAAAAGAUUUGAAAUCCGAAGUAGAAAAAGGCAGAAAGAAGCCAAACCAAAACAUCAUGGAAGAAAGACCUAUUAAUUCAAUCAUGGAAGCCUUUUUCGUUAAGGACAAACCAGAUUUCGCUCAUGAAUUCGCUAAAACAUACAAAAUACCAGAUCGUAGAAUUUACUUGACUAGAGUUAAAACCUUAAUCAAUAAGAAGAAUUGGGAUGAAUUGGAUAAGUUUAUGUAGGAGAAGAACAAGAAAUCUAUUAUAAUACCAUACGAAUUAGUGGCAGAACUACUGUUUAAAGCAGAUCAAGAGGAAAGAGGUAUUUCUAUACUCAUGAAAAUGCCUGAUGUUGAAGAAUCCUGUAGAACCUUAAUAAGGAUUGGAUAGCAGAGUUCUGCCGUUCAGGUUGCAAUAAACAAUAAAAAAAUCUAAUUACUUUAUGAUAUCAGGGGGUUGAUCUUUGAUAAUUCAGCCAAGGCAUUGCUGGAAACUUAUUUAAGCCAAAAUCAAAAAUGA